UAAGAUGCUGGUGUCGGCCUCGACGCAAGUCAUCUGGAUGUUCGUGUUGUCAUUUCAGGCGUAUCGGAUGAGUGACCUGGCGCACGGGGCGGUAUCCGCGAUGCACGGCCCUGUGACUGCUGCUCUGGACAGGCUGUCGAUGGAUGCGCGUGACGAGCAUUUCCAUAGAGCUGUACUGCUCUUUUACAUGUCCGUGAGUUCCCGGCCGGCUCACUUGUCGCUAAGCGGUUUCGCGAACAUCGACCGACCUCUCUUCACUUCCAUCGUCUCCCUAACUGUCACGUAUCUCAUCAUCCUCAUGCAGUUUCGCACGGAUGUGUCUCAACAGUAAAGCUUGGCCAAACAGGAAACAGGCAGCACAAGGAAGGUUACAGACAUGGGAUACUCCGCAAACCGCAUUGC
This is a messenger RNA of Frankliniella occidentalis (western flower thrips), 402 nucleotides long. Its product is annotated as gustatory and odorant receptor 22-like. NCBI's taxonomy places the organism in Eukaryota, Metazoa, Arthropoda, Insecta, Thysanoptera, Thripidae. The record is from RefSeq and is a predicted model, not a curated record. Gene Ontology annotation, biological process: sensory perception of taste. The coding region runs from base 5 to 331 and encodes 108 amino acids. The transcript is spliced from 4 exons. Gene Ontology annotation, cellular component: membrane.